Molecule: messenger RNA, 2879 nt
Organism: Equus caballus (horse)
Lineage: Eukaryota; Metazoa; Chordata; Mammalia; Perissodactyla; Equidae
Gene: ZNF793
Product: zinc finger protein 793
Biological process (GO): regulation of DNA-templated transcription
Source: RefSeq, a predicted model, not a curated record
GUAGCCUAGUCCUCUGGUCCACAAAGGAUCCAGUCAUCCGCUGUACGGGCCAGGUUUCAACAUGGCCGCCCCCAGCAAGAGUCUGUCCAGCGGGCGCGGCCAUCAUACCUCCCUUUAAAGUUCAGAAACCCAGAAUCCUGUUCUCGGGAAGGUUGCCCGGUAGCGGCCGACAGCCUCAAAGUCGCGACUGAGUCUGCGCACCCGCCUCUCGGGAUGGGAAGAGCUUGUCCUCUGGCGAGGCGGCGUGGUACUGCGAUCGAUUUGGGGUUAUGGGCGCGGAUCCAGGAAAAAUGGGAAAGGUUCUUUCUGGCAAAAGAAAUGACAUGUCCAUCUGUGACAGCAUCCCAAGAGUGAGCCUGGUUUCUGGAAACCUAUUUUGACUCCAUGACAGCUAGGAUGGAUGUGGCCUUGCCUGUGGUUAGAAAACGAAGAAUUUACUGAGUUCCCUGAGUGCCCUGUACACCUUUGGGUCCCAUCACCUCGCUGGACAGCAGGGCUCUCCUCACGGCCACAGGAUCUCAGUCACAUCUACAGAAGGCCCUGCCAGGGGCUGCAGCUGAGGGCCUCAGAUCUUUUUCCAAGAACAGCAGAAAAUGAUUGAGUACCAGCAGAGACCUGUGUCAUUCAAGGAUGUGGUUGUGGGCUUCACUCAAGAGGAGUGGCACAGGCUGAAUCCUGCUCAGAGGGCCCUGUACCGGGAUGUGAUGCUGGAGACCUACAGCCACCUCGUCUCAGUGGGUUAUGAAGGCACCAAACCAUAUGUGAUCCUCAGACUGGAGCAGGAAGAAGCACCGUGGAUUUGUGAGGCAGCGUGCUCAGGCUGCCACUGUCAGGAAAACAUUUGGCAAGUUAAUGUCCAGAGGAAAAGACGACAAGACAUACUUUUGAGGCAAGAUGCAUUCAUCAGCAAGAAAACACUGCCCAAGGAAAGAAGCCAUGAAAAUAAUAAGUUUGGGAAAAUAUCACUUCGGAGCACUGAUCUUUUUCCUUCAAUUCAAAACUCCAAUAACUGGGACCCUUGUGGAAAGAGUGUGAACCAUAACCUAGACUUGAUUGGUUUUAAGAGAAACUAUUCAAAAAAGCAAGAUGAGUGCUAUGGAUAUGGGAAAUUGUUACAGCAUACAAACCAUGAUCGAAGAGCUAAUGGAGAAAAACUCUGGGAAUGCAGUCACUGUGAGAAAGCUUUCAGCCAUAACCCAGCACUUACAUAUAAACCAGCAGUAAGCAAUUCUCUUGUGUACAAACGUAAGAGAGUUCCACCUACAGAGAAGCCCCACACCUGUAGUGAGUGUGGGAAAGCCUUCUGCUACAAGUCUGAAUUCAUUAGGCAUCAGAGAAGUCACACUGGGGAGAAGCCAUAUGAAUGCACUGACUGUGGGAAAGCCUUUUCACAUAAGUCAACCCUCAUUAAACACCAGAGAAUUCACAGUGGGAUAAGACCCUUUGAAUGUUUUUUUUGUGGGAAAGCCUUCACCCAGAAGUCACACCGCAGAGAACAUCAGAGAACACAUACAGGAGAGAGACCUUUUGUAUGCAGUGAAUGUGGGAAGUCAUUUGGUGAGAAGUCAUACCUCAAUGUACAUCUGAAAAUACACACAGGAGAAAGACCCUAUCGUUGCAGAGAAUGUGGAAAGUCCUUCAGCCAAAAGUCAUGCCUCAAUAAACAUUGGAGAACUCAUACCGGAGAAAAACCCUAUGGAUGCAAUGAAUGUGGCAAAGCUUUCUACCAGAAGCCAAACCUCAGUAGACAUCAGAAAAUUCAUGCUCGGAAGAAUGCCUAUAGGAAUGAAAACCUAAUAAUUGUGGGAAAGCCUUGAGCAAGAUACCCUAUUUCAUGCUAUGUGGAGGAUUUAUCCUUAGGAGAAAUCUCAUUGAUUUAAUUAAUUUGGACAAAGUGUUUUACAGUAAAGGAAGUCAUGCUCCAAUAGUGAUGGAAAAUUUUAUACAAAAGAUUACAGAAAAUACUUUCUAAAACAUAAACAUGGUCACUCUGGCUUAAGGAAGUUUAAAAAUUAUUAAAUGGAAUACAAAAUAUAUGUGAAGAGAAUUAGACGUAUGUUAUAGUAUGUUCCGCAGUGAGCCACAUAAUAAGACUGUUUAUAUUUUGGAAUUAUAAAUGUGAGUUUAAUAUAAAUUGUGAAUAUCAAGCACAUAUGUCACGCAGUAUGUAGAAUGCCAUUCACCAAACUUCCACUCUAAAUAUCACCACUGUCUUUUUGUGUCUUAACAAUACAAAAACAAUAAUAAUAAUAAUAACAUUGUCAACUAUUUUAAAAAAAGCUUUGACACAUUAUACCAGCUACAUUUUCUCCACCCUUUUGUAAUACAUGUAAAUAGCUAUAACAUUUGCUAUUGGGCCCUUUUCUGAAUAACAAAGCAAUGUUUCUUAAUGUCUUUUGUUAGCCAAAAGCUUUAUUAGAUGGUUUUAAUGUUAAAAAGGCAUUUGUUUUGCCUUUAUUAUUUUAAUAUAUAAGAUAAUAUAUAAAUAAAUAAAUAUAUUAAAUAACAAAUAAAUAUUAUUUAAUAAAUAUUAUUCAUUAAAUAAAUAAUAAAUUAUUUAUUUUGCCUUUAUUAUUGUUGAAAAGGCAAAGCUAAGGAAUAGUUUCACAACCUGAUACUGGAUGAACAAAAUACUAUAAACUUGAUUACUCAGCACAUUCAUUAUUUGACAGACGUAGCGUGUCCCUGGCAUACUGUGCACUAUUCCUAUUUUGUUAGUCUUGCUUAAAAUGCCUUGCAGCAAGUUAGUAGGAGAGACACUCUUUAUAUGAGUCUUAUAAUUCAGAAAUGUUUCAUGCAAAGACCAAUGAAGGAGAUUUUUUUUCUUUUUUUUGCAAAUUAAUUCAGCAACAUCCACUUUUCUUUCCUAUAAAUUUCCC